AUGGAUACGCACGUCGACGCAAUCCACAUAUCGACCAAAGACGAGAAAUCUACUUCUCCCGACGUGGAGGCGCCUCUACAAAUGGCUGAGCAGAGCAAUGGUGAGUUCGAAGAAGUUAAGGCGUUAAGGCAGGGCCUUCAUCAGAGACACAUCCAAAUGAUCGCCCUGGCUGGCACCAUUGGAACGGGUCUCUUCCUCAGCUCAGGCCGAGAAAUUGCUCGCUCUGGCCCGUUAGGGGCGUUCCUAGGGUAUCUUGUCAUGGGCAGUGUGGCUGGUACCGUCACGCUCGCAGUAGGUGAAAUGGGAACACUUGUUCCUCUGAACGGGGGCAUCGUGCGCUAUGCUGAAUUCUUUGUUGAUCCAGCAUUGGCAUUUGCCAAUGGCUAUAACCUGGUUUACUCCUACCUCGUGUCCAUUCCCGCUGAGAUCGUAGCCGCAUCUGUGCUGGUGCAGUUCUGGUCGGACUUGAACAGUGCCAUCUGGAUCACCAUCUUCGGCUUGAUCAUGUUGUGCACUGCUCUGGUCUUUGUUCGUGUGUAUGGAGAGCUCGAGUUCUUUUUCUCCACGCUGAAGAUCUUGCUGAUCAUUGGAGCCAACAUCAUGGCUCUCGUCAUUACUUGUGGUGGCGGUCCCAAUCAUGAAUCCAUCGGGUUUAGAUAUUGGCGCGAUCCCGGUCCGUUGGUUCAGUACCUUGGGAUCAGCGGCUCCCUUGGCCGUUUCUUGGGUGUCUGGACAUCCUUGAAUAACGCUCUUUACGCCUUUUCAGGCAUUGAAACAAUCACAGUUGCAGCUGGAGAGACCAAGUCUCCGAGGCGAGCUAUUCCCCAGGCCACCAAGCGCAUUUUCAUUCGAAUCUCUGUAUUCUACAUCAUAUCAAUCUUCAUGAUUGGCCUCGUCGUACCGUCUAAUGACCCCAGUCUCGAUCAUUCCAGUGGCACGGCAUCCACAUCACCGUUUGUUAUUGCAGCCACUCGAGCAGGGAUCAAGGUUGUCCCGUCAAUCAUCAAUGCCGUCGUCAUCAGCUCUGCCUGGUCUUCGGGAAACUCAAACUUACUCGGAGGAUCGAGGGUAUUAGUUGGACUGGCUGUGCACGGCCGAGCUCCCAAGUUCUUCACUCGGCUCAACAGAUUCUCAGUACCCUGGGUGGCAAUUUCUCUGUACGGCUUGUUUAUGUGCCUAGGAUACAUGACGCUAUCUUCAACCGCAAGCACGGUGUUUGACUGGCUGCAAGACCUUGUCUCCAUCACCACCCUAACCAACUGGUUGACCAUCCUGGUCACAUACCUCCGUUUCUUCUAUGGCUGCAAAAAGCAAGGCAUUUCUCGAAAGUCUCUACCGUGGGCAACCCCAUUCCAGCCGUAUAUCACGUGGGCUGCGCUGGUCGUGCUCACCGUCUUUCUUAUCACUGGCGGCUACUCAACCUUUAUCAGGGGCCACUGGGACAACGAGACGUUCGUCUCCUCUUAUAUUAACAUCCCUCUUUUCCUAAUCCUGUAUUUUGGAUAUAAGUAUAUUUGCAAAACAAAAAUUGUGGCCUUGGACGAUAUUCCUAUCCAGCCGUUCAUUGACAUUGCUAAUCGCAACGUCGAGCCUCCACAAAAGCCUAAGAAAGGCCUGCACAAGCUCAACAUUUUGUGGGGCUGA
Molecule: messenger RNA, 1644 nt
Organism: Talaromyces atroroseus
Lineage: Eukaryota; Fungi; Ascomycota; Eurotiomycetes; Eurotiales; Trichocomaceae
Exons: 3
Coding region: 1-1644 (547 amino acids)
Biological process (GO): amino acid transmembrane transport
Cellular component (GO): membrane
Molecular function (GO): amino acid transmembrane transporter activity
Source: RefSeq, a predicted model, not a curated record